AACUACAUUCAUUUUAUAAGUUAACGUUGAACCGAUAAAACGUUUCAGUUACGGAUCAUAUUAUUAACUAACAAGACGUUCGUUCGAAUAGAAAAGAAAAAUAGAACGGAAUCUAAAAGAAGUGAAAUAUCAAGAAAAAAAAGAACAAAACUUGAGAAAAAUAUAAAUAAAAGAAUUUCUGGAGAAAUUAAAAGAAAUAAAUUAUAAUUUAUAAAUUAAUUUAUAAACAAUAAAUAAAAACAUAAACAAAAAAACUGUUAUAAAAAGUGUGUUGUGUAAAGGAUUAGACUAGAAAACCACUUCCGUUUUAAUAUAAACAAUUGAAGUGUUUUUAAAAAAGUGUGAUUUUUUAUAAAAUAAAAAAUACGAAAAAUCCUCUAAUAUUUCAAAGACAAUUCAGCAAUUUAAAAAAAGAAAGAGGCGAUAUAAAGAACUGUUAAAAACAUUCUUAAUUUAAACAGAAAAUAACAUUUUAACUUUGUGAUCUUUGGCAAUAAACGGGCUUAAAAAUACUUUCCAAAAUGAAGUUAAAAAUGUUACGGUGUCUGAGGCACUCGAAAACUCAUCCAGAUGAUUUGAAAGCCUCUUCCAAAGAAGUGGAACGUAAAUGCAGUGAUAUGCAGAAAAAUUUUCGUGAAGCGGUAAAAAUUUUACUAUUGGGCACAGCAGAAUCUGGCAAAACUACUAUUAUUAAACAAAUGCGCAUUUUACACAUCAAUGGCUUUUCCGAUGAUGAACGUCGUGAUAAGAUACCCGAAAUCUAUCAAAAUAUCCAUGAAUCUAUAUACCAACUAGUCCAAUAUAUGUCAAUAUUGGGUCUAGAAUAUCAAAGUUGUGCUAGUAAACACAGUGCAGCCUAUAUCUUAACAAUGGGCGAAACGGCGCCUGAAUAUAUGAAUGAGGAAUAUUGUGAUCAUGUUAUGACAUUAUGGAAUGAUGUUGGCAUACGUACAUGUUUUGAACGCUCGAAUGAAUUUCCUUUAUCCGAUAGUACCAAAUAUUUUUUGGAUAACUUUGAUCGCAUCUCAGACUUUCAUUAUAUCCCUUCGACGGAGGAUAUUUUACACAGUCGUAAAAUCACUACGGGCAUCCAUAAUAUAUCAUUUCGCGUAGAGAUUCCCAAACACAUGGGUGGCGGUGAGCAAAUCUUUCAUAUGUACGAUGUUGGCGGUCAACGUGAUCAACGCAAUAAAUGGAUACAAGUAUUUGAGGGUAUUCAAGCUGUUCUCUUUCUAAUCUCCUGCAGUGAUUUUGAUCAAACACUGAGAGAAGAUCCCACACAAAAUCGUUUGCAAGAGGCUUUAAAUCUCUUUAGAGGUGUUUGGCAAAAUCGUUUUUUGGCCUCGGCCGGUCUUAUAGUGUUUCUGAAUAAACAAGAUAUCAUGGAACGUAAAAUAAGAGCCGGUAAACAUAUUGUCGAUUAUUUCCCUGAAUUUGAACAAUUUCGCAACAGUCCUCAGGCUGAGAGUUAUUUUGAUGAAUGUGAUUGGACGAAAAAGUUUAUAAAACAAAAACUUGUCGAUAUAACCCAAGAACCGGUGAAGCGUCCCUCCCGCAAUCACAUGCAUAACUCGAAACGUGAGUGUUAUUAUCAUUUUACCGUGGCCACCGAUACCAGUUGUAUACGUAAGGUAUUCAAUGAUGUCCACCAAAUGAUAUUACACGAAAAUAUGGCCUCCAUGGAUCUUUAUUGAUCAAUGAAAAAGAAUAUUAAUAUGUAUUAUAGACCUGAAAAUGAUUUUUACUAAUUUUAAUUUGUAAAUUUAAUACAAAAUAUUAUGGACUGUGAUUUUUUUACCAUUAAGUUAUAGUUUUAAGUCGAAAAAAAGAACUUAAUGUAAGAAAACAUUUUAAAAAAUAAGUAA
Messenger RNA from Lucilia sericata (common green bottle fly), 1865 nucleotides. It is a transcript of the gene Galphaf, whose product is annotated as guanine nucleotide-binding protein G(f) subunit alpha. The record is from RefSeq and is a predicted model, not a curated record. The coding region runs from base 522 to 1694 and encodes 390 amino acids. Gene Ontology annotation, biological process: adenylate cyclase-modulating G protein-coupled receptor signaling pathway. The transcript has 5 exons. Gene Ontology annotation, cellular component: heterotrimeric G-protein complex. Gene Ontology annotation, molecular function: G protein-coupled receptor binding; guanyl nucleotide binding; GTPase activity. NCBI's taxonomy places the organism in Eukaryota, Metazoa, Arthropoda, Insecta, Diptera, Calliphoridae.